AUAGUUAUUUACAAUGGAUAAGAUCAUUUGGUUGAGUUGGAUAAUGACACUGGCACACUGAUACAGUGAAGUGUAGAAGCAGAAGCAGAAGCCAUGGCUUCAUUGGCUUUCACAAGUUUCAUGAUUCAUCCACUACCACUACCACUAAACUUUAAAACUAACACUAACACUAACAACGGCUUCUACUGCUUCCCUUCUUGUAGACGUGCUUCGUCUUUAGAAAAGUUCAAUUUUUUUUCACUUUCCCCCCUGCAAAAACCCUCCACCUCUGCCACUGCUUCAAGUGACCAACAUAGCCAACAACAUGAAGAUGAAGAAGAAGAUGAAAGCUUUCAGGUGCUUACAGCCAUUAGAAGCAAAUACAAUGACAUUGUAAUUGUAGACACUUCCACCUCCAGAAUGUUGCUUCUUGAUCACACUAAUAAUGUACAUAGCAUUUUCAACAAGGGUCUUCAGAAAUGGACUGAUUCUUACUGGGAUGAGUUUUCUAGUCUGCCAGCCAUUGUUCCAAAGGGUCCUAUUGCAAUCUAUGGCUUGGGGGGUGGAACAGCUGCACAUCUGAUGCUUGACUUGUGGCCUUCCUUGCAGCUUGAAGGUUGGGAGAUUGAUGAAAUUUUAAUUGACAAAGCAAGAGAUUAUUUUGGGUUAUCUGAUCUGGAGAAGCCUACUGAAGCUGGUGGGGUACUUCAUGUUUGUAUUGGUGAUGUGUUUUCUCCCUCAGAAACUGUUCCGGGAGGAUAUGCUGGCAUUAUCAUAGACUUGUUUUCAGAAGGAAAGGUUCUGGAGCAGUUACAAGAGCCCGCGACUUGGUUGAAAUUGAAAGAAAGACUAAUGCCCGAUGGUCGCUUCAUGGUCAACUGUGGUGGCAUUGGUGAAGCAUCUGAAACAAGCCAGCCAGAAUCUGAGGAUGACACAUGGUUGCAAAAUUCUACUAUCAAGGCACUAUCGGAAUCAUUUCCAGGCGAAGUAUGCUGGAAGAGAAUGCCAAAAAGAAACGGUGAAAACUUUCUUGCACUGACAGGACCUAUACCAGAUUUGAGUUUGUGGUCUGACAAUGUACCAGGUCCUUUGAGUGAAAAUGUGAAACAAUGGAAGCCUUGUAAACCUUUUCCAUGACAGAUGUUUCUCUUCACAUGGUUAUUACAGUUCGCGAUUUUUUCACCAAUUGAUCAUGAAGCGUGUACCACAGAGAACCCUGAUUACAACGAUCUUCAUUGUUUUUCAUACAUCUAGCCAUACACAUUUCUAAAAUCAGCUGUGAAUGUGAGAUGUUACUUGUUCAGGUAAAUUUUUCAUUGUCUUCAUUUUAACAUGGUGAGAUAUCUAUAGCCUUCUGAUACAUGCUUCUGUAAUCAGAUAUUGAUUACAUUAUUUGUGCAUUAUUUCAACGGGGAACAUCAAUAACAAAGUCCUUUUCAAUCUGGUGCUUGCUUUCAAAGUUUUGAAACUCCAUGGAAUAUUAUCCUGCUGCAUACCAUGGAUUCUAUGAUGACACUUGUAGUAAGCUACAAGAAUUUGGAAUGAGAAGGUGCAUUUACAAUUCCCUUUGACUGCA
Pistacia vera is the source of this 1555-nucleotide messenger RNA. RefSeq names its product probable polyamine aminopropyl transferase. The record is from RefSeq and is a predicted model, not a curated record. NCBI's taxonomy places the organism in Eukaryota, Viridiplantae, Streptophyta, Magnoliopsida, Sapindales, Anacardiaceae. The transcript is spliced from 8 exons. The coding region runs from base 94 to 1116 and encodes 340 amino acids.